This is a messenger RNA of Dendrobium catenatum, 1165 nucleotides long. RefSeq lists its product as uncharacterized. The transcript has 4 exons. Gene Ontology annotation, molecular function: RNA methyltransferase activity; RNA binding. The record is from RefSeq and is a predicted model, not a curated record. Bases 80 to 1078 code for a protein of 332 amino acids. NCBI's taxonomy places the organism in Eukaryota, Viridiplantae, Streptophyta, Magnoliopsida, Asparagales, Orchidaceae. Gene Ontology annotation, biological process: RNA processing.
UAAUUCGUGGGAUUAUCGAUCCUGUUUCGAGUUUCGAACGUAAUUACCGGCACUUACACCCUCCACUGUGGCGACGCUCAUGGCGUCGCUCCUGCAACCUCUACUUUGCGUGACGGCUCCGGCUGACGCUGGAAGAUAUUGCACUGGCGGCGACAAUGGAGGUUCGAACGAGCUGUCUUCGCCUGCAGGCUUGAGGAAAAAGAAGCUUGCGACGACGAGGUUAUCGAGUACUUCGAACCCUUUCGUUAAGCACUGCGUCAAGCUCCGUCUCAGCUCUUCUUAUCGCCGUUCCUGCGGUUAUGCCCUAGUUGUUGGCCUCAUUCCCAUCAUGGAAGUUUGCAGGUUCCAAGAAUUGAAUAAUGAAGAACUCUCUAGCAUUGAGUGCUUACUUCUUUUAGAUGGUAUGGAGAGACCAGAAUUGUUCAAUCUCCCCUCUACUUCGAUAGUACAUGUGAGCCCUCAUGUGAUGAAGAAACUUUCUGGCGUCCAAUCAGUUGAUUCUACUGAAGCAGUAGCCAUAAUGAAGAUCCCUAGAAGCUUCUUUGAUAUGCUUGGAGAACACAAGGAAGCAGUAUAUCCAAGUUGGUUCCGUUUGCCUAACAGAAUAUUGGUUCUUGAUGGUAUCCAGGAUCCAGGUAAUGUUGGCACGCUUUUAAGGUCAUCUUUGGCUUUCAAAUGGGACCUAGUCUUUCUUCUUCCUGGCUGCUGUGAUCCUUUCAAUGAGAAAGCACUCCGAGCAGCUCGAGGAGCUUCCUUUCAGAUCCCUAUUAUUUCUGGCAAUUGGCUCCAUCUAGAGGCUCUUGCUAGCAGAUUCCAGAUGAAGAUGCUGGCUGGCCAUCCAGAGAACUAUGCUGAAGCAUCAAGUCAAAUUUCACUUCUGUCAGCUAAGCUUGCAGAUUCGCUGGCUAAUAGACCUCUCUGCCUUGUAUUAGGCAGUGAAGGGCUUGGUCUCUCACCUGAAGCGUUGCAAUCAUGUGAACUUAUUGGCAUUCCGAUGGCAGGGAUUUUCGAGUCUCUUAAUGUUUCCGUUGCAGGUGGGAUCUUCUUAUAUAUGCUACAGCCUGAAAAAUAUAGAUAAAUCGAUUUCUAUAUCAUUUUCACUGUUAAUUAAUAUUAGUUUCUGCUGUUUAUUCUCUUUCAAUUUCUUAUACAUCAUUUUUAUCUA